This is a messenger RNA of Clarias gariepinus (North African catfish), 480 nucleotides long. It is a transcript of the gene uqcr10, whose product is annotated as cytochrome b-c1 complex subunit 9. The transcript is spliced from 2 exons. Gene Ontology annotation, biological process: mitochondrial electron transport, ubiquinol to cytochrome c. NCBI's taxonomy places the organism in Eukaryota, Metazoa, Chordata, Actinopteri, Siluriformes, Clariidae. The record is from RefSeq and is a predicted model, not a curated record. The coding region runs from base 29 to 214 and encodes 61 amino acids.
UUCCGCAUUCGCAAACACACUGAUCAUCAUGGCGCUGGCAAGGAACAUCUACAACUUGCUGUUUAAAAGAACAUCGACUUUUGCCGUCACCAUCAUGGUGGGAGCCGUGUUCUUCGAGCGAGUGUUUGACCAGGGCGGCGACGCGCUAUUCGAGGGUUUAAACCGGGGGAAACUAUGGAAAGAUAUUAAACACAAAUAUGAAAAUGAGGAAUAAGAAGGAUGUCAUCUGGUGAUGUCUUGAUGGAGUGCCCAGCCACCACUUUUCCCGAACGCCACGUUUCCUGAAGAUGCAGUCCUUUGUCUCUUGAAGACGUCAUCCUGUGUGGCCUUGGGAUCCAGAGAGACUUUAUGAUCACCAUGGAAUAGAUCUGAGUACCAUUAACUCGCUCUGAAUAUUGCAUCAUAGAUCUUGUAUUCCUCACAUUUUGUAAAUGUGUACUUAAAUUAAGUCUGUGUUAAUAAAUUUGACAUGAUAUGUUA